UACGUUUUCCUGCAACAUUUGUACCAGAAUUCAAGAAUAACUGCGUCUCGAGUAGUUCAGUUUUUAGGAUAAACACAGAUUUAACUUCUCGAGUCUCCCGAUUAAGACCUAAUUGGACUGAUCAGAUUAGCGAUGAUCUUCAAACUCAAAGAUUUAUGGAAGCAAUUGAUCUGGUUGGAAGUGAAUUUGAAGAGAUCGUUAGAUAUUAUGGUAAAGUUUGGCUUCCAGCGAAAUUAUUUGUCAAACAAGCGAUCGUUAAUUGUAAGAAGGUACAUUCUUCCGGUGCAAUUAUUGAUUUAAGCCAAUCUGGAGAGAUGCCAUGGAUCGAGCAUUUGAUUAACACCGAGAAAGAGUUAAAUAUUGAAGGACAAAUUAAGUUUGCCAUUUUCUAUGAUGUCUCAGGGAUUUGGAGAUUAUCUUGUGUCCCCCAAUCUUAUUCACUAGAUGUGCUUCGUAUUCCUUUUCAUCCUGAUUGGCAUGGAUUAAGUUAUUCAGCUUUUUGUGAUAUCUCGGGUAUUCCUGAUUGUAUUUAUAUUCACCCGUUAAUUAGUGAUUUUGAAACCAGAGAGUCUUGUAUUGCAGUGGCCGAGAAAUUAAUUCAACUUAAUUCCGAUCGAUACCUUACCCUUAACAAAGCUCAUUCAAUUUCCGAUGGAUCAUUUUACUCUGUCACUGAUCAAUUAUCUUUAGUGGAGAUACCUAUUAUACAACCAAAGGGUUCGAUGAAAUUUUUUCCUCUCGACCUUAAGGUAGGUUUUUAACCGAAACACCCUUUAAGAUG
Panonychus citri (citrus red mite) is the source of this 781-nucleotide messenger RNA. Its product is annotated as MYG1 exonuclease-like. The record is from RefSeq and is a predicted model, not a curated record. NCBI's taxonomy places the organism in Eukaryota, Metazoa, Arthropoda, Arachnida, Trombidiformes, Tetranychidae. Gene Ontology annotation, cellular component: cytoplasm; nucleus. Bases 156 to 761 code for a protein of 201 amino acids. The transcript has 2 exons.